UUUGCCACCGCCUUUUCAGUCGCGGGACCGCCUUAGUCGGCAGAGCGGAGCGGCAAGCGCGGGACGCGGAGGAGAGGGCGAGAACCCGAACCGCAGGCGCGCGCGCGUGCCGUGAGGAAGGGAAAGGCCGAACGAGGGGAGGCAGCUCGUUCGCGCGAGGGGCGCCGUCGGAGUCUCCACGCGGAGCGGAGCGGGCGAGCGAGCGAGCGAAGGAGGGAGGAAGGCAGAGCAUGGCGCUCUCGCUGCCGGUCAACGGGGUGAAGGAGGGCGACAAGGAGCCGCUCAUCGAGCUCUUCGUUAAGGCUGGCAGUGAUGGUGAAAGCAUAGGCAACUGUCCCUUUUCUCAGAGACUCUUCAUGAUUUUGUGGCUCAAAGGAGUGGUAUUUAGUGUAACAACAGUUGACUUAAAAAGGAAGCCUGCAGAUCUUCAGAACUUGGCUCCAGGAACCCACCCACCCUUCAUAACAUUUAAUAAUGAAGUGAAAACUGAUGUGAACAAGAUUGAAGAGUUCCUUGAAGAAGUUCUCUGCCCACCCAAGUAUGCAAAACUUUCACCAAAACAUCCAGAAUCAAACACUGCCGGAAUGGACAUCUUUGCUAAAUUUUCAGCCUUUAUCAAGAAUUCCAGGCCUGAAGCAAAUGAAGGCUUGGAAAGGAAUCUUCUGAAAACACUUCAGAAGCUGGAUGACUACCUGAAUGCUCCUCUCCCAGAUGAGAUUGAUGAGAACAGCAUGGAGGAUGUCACGACUUCCACCCGCAAGUUUCUGGAUGGAGACGAGAUGACACUCGCAGAUUGCAACCUGUUGCCCAAACUCCAUAUUGUCAAGGUGGUGGCUAAAAAGUAUCGUGACUUUGAUAUUCCCAAGGCAAUGACUGGGGUCUGGAGGUACCUGAUGAAUGCCUACGGCCGCGAUGAGUUCACCAACACUUGUCCUGGAGACAAGGAGAUCGAAAUAGCUUACAGCGACGUAGCCAAGAGACUCACGAAAUAAGCAGCACCUCACGCACGUGCAUAACAACGCUUCUUUUAACAGACGUCUCCCUUUUUGUCUUUUUAAGAUAGCAAUUUACUUUGCAUGUAUUUGCAGUUAUGCAGUAUUACGUUGGGUAGAACAGAUACAGUAAUUUGUUUUUAAAAAUGCAAACUGAUAUUAUGCUGCUUACCUUUUUGCCUCCUAUAAUGAGGUGAAUGCAGUGGUUAAUUUUGCAGUGAAGCAAUUUGGCUGAGUGGACCUCUGCUCGCUAGCAUGGUCUGCAGAUACUUGAGCCCACAGUGGCUGGGGGGCCAGUGUACAUAGUUCAAUGAACUAGAUGGACCGACCCACUUCGGGGUGUGGGUGGGUUGCAGAGCUGAACACUCUUUCCAUUUCUUGCGCUCUGACUUUGGAGGAAGAUUGGUUCAGCCUAUCCUUUUUUGCUCAAGUAUUUUUUAUGUGCAGAGCAUUUUUCAUGGGGGGAUCUAUAUAGUCUCUUCACCCCUUCUCCCAAGGAAACUUAGUCUAGGAAAGUGUUACCUCUUGAUACUGCUGAUCAUGGAAAGUGGCUCUGAGAUCUCCAGUUGAAUCUGGGAUUCUUACAUCAGUCCAGGGGCACUUCCUGAUGGUGAUUUACGGAGCUUGGGAAUGCUGUAGCAGCUCUCCGAAACACUUCUGUUGGUCUGUUUGAAUGACAUACGAGCGCUGUUACUGCCUUUGGCAAAAAGAACUACUUUUGAAAUACUUGGGCAAAGACCUUGCAAAAGGCAGAUUUGAACAAGCUGAGUUACCAGAAACUGUUGCUCAGCAAACUAUACUCUAGGAGUUGGGGAGGGAGAGGGGAGGUGUAACCUUAAUUGCGUAUUCUUGAAGAGGUCUAGAAUUUUGCUGUAGUUCCUCCAGAUGAUUGGAUCACAUCCAAUCUCCCUUGGUCAUAAAGCAUCAGUACAGGAGGUCCUUCUUUCAUGGUGCAAACUAAUAACCUGAGGGUGUAACAGCAGUUGGUUUCUUUUUAAGGCCCUGAACAUGCAGUCCAACAUACUUGAGACAGAAAAAGCCCAGUCACUCCUGACAUUCACUAGCUGGAAUAGCUGCCUGAUGCUGGAAUUUGUAGGCCAUGUUCCUGUCUCAGGUUGCAUAGGGAUGCUCCCUAAGGGACUUAUCAAUUUGUAGAAUUUACUUCCUAAGUAACUGUCACUCAAAAACUGAGCUGUCACGUGGCCUAGGGAAAGUACGAAGCCUUUUCUCAAGAAAGAGUUACUAUUACGUUGCAAGUUAGAAGUACAGUGGCUGGGUGCCAGACACCUUUCCUUUCUCACUUUGCUAAAGUCAGGAUCUUGCUCUUUUUUUAUUUAAAGCAACAUACAAGUGACCUUCGCAAACUAGAGUCUUUGCCUUAACAGACCAUGUACGUAAUCCAAUUGCAAUGAUUCUGUCCGAGGAAUAAGCCAAGUGUGAGGUUUUCAGUCCUACGUCCACUAGUUUCUUUGUCUGAGGGUUGCUUUUGUACCUCUAUAAUUUUUCCUGCCACAGUCAUCAUGUUUCAGGUCAUUUGUGUUUUUUCUAUAAUAUCAAGGAAAACUAAUGUAGUUGAAAAAAGCAAAAAUUGUACCACUAAAUUGGAUUUUCUUUAAUAAAGUAAGGCCAGAGUUUGAGGUAUGGAGCAACUUUUUCAUUUAUUUUAAAUGCCAUCAAGGACACCUCCAAGGAACAUUAGAUUCACCAGCAUACUUUUUCUCUUACAUACUAUUUUUUGUAAAGUUUAAGGACAUUUGUUAAUUGACAUCUCUCUGGCAGUCAAGAAGUACAGCUUCAUUUAGGUUUGUAUGCUGCUGCAGAAGCAAGUCCCACUGUGUUUACUUACUCUUGAGUUAGAAUGCACAAGAUUGGAGCCUGAGGUACUGAACAUAAGCGCAGAGCACAGAAGAGGAUUAUGAACCGAUUUUUUUUAUAGCUUUUGGGUAUAAGUCCUCAUAUUAAUACUUAAGGUGCAAUCCUUGCAGGUUUCCGGAGAAAAAAAAGAUACACAGCUCCCAGCAUGCCCCAGCCUGCAUGCUGCAAGUUGUAGGGUUUUUUGGCCUAAACCUGCAUAGGAUUGCAUCUUUACAGUGUUCCACUGAUUUGCUUCAAGGAUCGCAAUGAUUUCAGUAAUAGCUUUUUUUUUUUCAUUAAACAUGACACUGCGGUGCCAUCUUGCUCCUUCUAAGAUGUAAAAUAUGCUAUACUGGCACAAUCCUUUCUCUGCCUAUGCUGUUGCAACACAUGGACUCAAAACCUUCUCUAGGUCUCUCAUGAGUACUAAAACACAAGCCACCUCAAUCAUUUGUGUCAUCAACUCCUAGUUUGUCACAACUGAAAUCUGCUCUGAGUUCUCGCUGAUUUGCCUGUGUUGCCUUUUGGUCUACUGACCAACCUGGUGUUGCCUAUUCAGUAAUGAGGUCACAAAAUGGUAGAAUUGCAUUUGUAACGACAUGGUGGACUUUUAAAUGGUAGGUGGGUGCUGAACUUUCCCAAUGCCCCUGCCGGCGUGGCCUUCCAGUUGUCACCUCUCUCGGCAGACUGAAUACUCAGCGUUGUAGAGCUGGCCCCUUCAGACUGAUCGCGUCUGGAUGCAGUGCAGACCCAGAACAUGGAGAACCCUGUCUUACUGAGCAUGAGCUGGUGGACAGUGCCGUGCCAUUUCCGCUUUUCUAAUGCCAGCUACAGCCAAGUCAUCCAGGAAGGGCUGAUUUCACAUGCUGUCUAAGAAUUCCAAAACAGAACUUGGUCCCCUCAAAGCCAGGCUCGUGUUGGAGUAAAAAGCUUGACGUGCCAGUUUAGGGGCUUGGGCUUCAGACAGCCCUCCCAUACUAAUGGGGAGGAGUAAAGUGGGAGCUAGUAGGCCGCAUUCACCAACAUGCAAACUGGCUCACAAUAAGCCAAGAUUCCCCAGAAUUCUGUCUUCUUGUUGGCAUGUCAAUACAGUAAUGGUGAACUAGAACAAAAUGUAAAGGGUUGGAAGAAGAUAGAAAGAUAUGGGCUGUUAGUCUAAAUUUUGCCAAAUGACUGUGUACACACCACCUGUUGCCUAAUUGCUUUUUUUCUAUUUGGUUACUAAAUCCAGUUAUCCCAGAAGAGGUGGUUGGAUGAUUUUGGACAUGGGAACAUUUCCCUUAAUGAUUCAGGAUACGAGUUAAGAUCUUUUCUGUAACCUAAUUAAGUUAACACCUCCCACCUGCAUCAAUCAAAAGGGAGGGAGCAGCUUUCAAGUUAAUUUAAACUGUACUGUAUAUCACCUAGGACAAUCUUUCAUUUGAUACUGGCUGUGCCUUUGCACUGUUCAAGCAACUUAAUAUUUGAAAUACUGGAAGUGAUUAAAUUUAUAUGUGUGAUUCUAUUCAGCUAGAACAGGGAAGUUUUUUGAAAAUAGAUUUCUGAAAACAGCCUUAGCUUUCUGUCAAGAAUGAUGGUUUCUUCUCUGGCCAGUUAUCCACUGUGUAUAGUCAAGGUAAUUGCUCCCACAUGUUAGGGUACACAUAAUGAUCAUUUGAGUGUCCUCAACAGCUCACAUAGAUGAAAGUGGUGCAGUUUCUGCUGAGGGGCUAUGUCCCACCAUCAGUAUAGCUAUCUUUUGUCAUGGUUAGUUAGAAGGCCAUUAGUUGGUAUCUGUUUUAGUUUGUCAGAUUAAUAGCAUUCAUUGGUGAAACAGACUGACCAGCUUUCUAGAAGAUUGAGAGAUUCCAUCUUGAUUUUGUUGCAGUUUAAGGUUAGAAAGGAGGGAAAGCUUUAGUCCAGAACUUGGAAAAUCUCCCUCCUCUGCUUGAGCUGUGAUACAUACUGUAUAGUUUAGGGGUUGUGGAGAAUUAAUUACUGUAAAGAAUUAACUAUAUGUGUCAUUAAUGAUCUUGCUGUCUGCCAGUUUCUUACAAAACUGACCUUUUAUGUUCAUCCUGUUUCAAUUUUCAAACAUUCUGGAUUGGAUCCAGGUUAGUCAGAGUGAACCUAGUGAUAUGGGUACAAGACUUGAAUGAAUCAUAACUCAGUGAAGUCCUAUUGAUCUCAAUAGGUUGACUCUAUCUGGGUACGGCAUUCUGCUUCCAGCCAUCCUAAUUAACAGAAGUAGGAACUCUUCUCUUAGAAAUUUCUCCCUCUGCCAGAUCGUCCUUGGACUUGUGAGCAUGGGUGGAUAGUCACAUGAGAACCAGAAGUGCAAGCAAAAGCAGCUUAUGCUGGACUGUAGCCAGUCCUUAAACCGAGUUGCCCUGAUGACAUCAGAUGUGGGCAAGCGGCCACAGGUGGCACAACUCCUCCUAUACAGUCGUCACGUUAUUUGGUCUUUCCAAAUAGCUUUCUGGAGGCAUGAUGAACUCCUCCUGCAUUAAAAAUGAUUCCAGUUCCCAUUCAGAGUCACUUUCCCCAAAUCUGUUUCCUCCAGAUACAUUAGACUACAGCUCCCAUAAUUCCCAGCCAGUCUGGCCAUGGGGAAGACUAUGUGAGCUGAAUGCUUAGCAGGCCCGAAGGGCACGAAAUUGAAGAAGGCUGACCCAAAGUUUCUUUAUUCUAACAUCAAAUAUUCCCAGAACUGGCCUAACCGUAGGCCAGGAGGUGUAUUGCAAAUGGCGGUACAUGCGGGCCCGCUCCCGUGUGUCUUCCAGGUGCUGCUGGUGUCGGCACUGGUUAGGGCGGGCAGAGUGGAAACUGGAAGGCAACCCAUGAGGCACUCGGGAGGGUCUCCUGUGCCACCUUCCUGAUGCCACUCGUGUUCAUUUCAGCGGGAGAUGUCCCCUGUGGGUUGUGCCCAAGGAUCCUGGGGAAGUACAGGGAGGGCAGAGAUGCAGAAUGCCUCAAGCCAUACUGGGGGCCGUGGGGAACGUGCUAGCCCUGCUCCUUCCCCUCCCCAAUGUGUAGGGAUGACCCUGCCUUUCCUACGGAAGAGUAUUUAGCUAAAAGCUUCCUUGGCAGCCAGGCAAUGCUAAUUUGUGUUCCUUUCAGCUGUGACAAUGAAAGAAGCAGUGUCACCUCAAGCCGUAAUUGCUGAUAGACGUGCAUGUUCCUUCUUUUCUUCUGGAACAUAUCUGAAAAGAAGAUUAUUUGGGGGAGGGGCAGAUACUUUUUUUUUUUUUUUGGUAUUUUAAUCUGCUCACCUAUCGUGAGUGGGAACAAAUUCCCAGGGUAGGCAGGACAUUAAUUUUUGCUUUUGUAUAGAGAGAUACCUAGAGUCUCCAUAUGACAUACUGUAAUAUGCUUGUCUCCUCACUUUUCUGGAAUAUCUUUUACAGAUAUACUGGCAAACUGCUGGCAGCUAUUGUUUUAAAGAAUAAAAUUUAUAUUUUCACUUA
Messenger RNA from Varanus komodoensis (Komodo dragon), 6292 nucleotides. RefSeq names its product chloride intracellular channel 4 (gene CLIC4). The record is from RefSeq and is a predicted model, not a curated record. The transcript is spliced from 6 exons. Lineage: Eukaryota; Metazoa; Chordata; Lepidosauria; Squamata; Varanidae. Bases 231 to 992 code for a protein of 253 amino acids.